AUGGGGCACUUCUCGACGUAUACAGUGAAACAACUAAUAAUAAUGGGUCAAGCCUUGGUUCUCCUUACUGCGUUUUCAUCCAUCUACUGGCAGAUUCCAGGUAAAAACACAUAUUUUCAGCGUUGUUUCAAAAUUAAAUCCAGGUUUAUUUGGCGAGCAAGGAUUGAUGCCAGUCGCCGCUAAGAUGAAAUGUGGUGAGUUUUGUGCGCUCUGUGGACAAAACAACAUGUUAACAUCCUUGUUUACUUUUUUGAUUUUUAAAUGAGUAGAGACAGCUCUACUUGUAAAAUUAGUUGGUUUUAAGAUGGAAUCUCAAAUAAAGGCGAAAAUAUGUCACUUUUUUUAAACUUUUUUCAGUACCGAAAAAAAAGAAGCAAAGAGUUUUUUUUACUGUUUACUUUGUUUUUGCACUGAUCGAAUUUUUCCAAAGUUAAUCUAUCUCCAAAAACAGGAAUGUCCAAAAAAAGAAGUUAUAUGGCCCUUUAAUCGCUUUAAACUUUGCUUGUUUACUGUGUGUUUCGCUGGGCGCGCUGUUAUCAAACGCCACAUAGUGUCGAGUGUUUUCUUUUUGUUCCUUCGUCCUCAUCGAUUGCUAAUUUCUUCGCAGUUUUUCAACUUGAAUUAUUCAAUAUUGUAGAAUAAAAAAACGUAUUUCUUAUUUUUGACACUAAUUUUGUAUUUCAGAAAAAAAAAACAACGUCUUGAAAUGUCCGCUGUCAGUUCUACAAGCGCUCAAAAGUUACUUCACUCUUUCUCCGUCGGUGGCUCUACAGUUGACGGCAAUCUUCGGGAUGAUAAUCUCGUCCCUGGUCGUCGUCUUCAAACCGCUCAGGAAGGCGCCGAUCUUCUUCAUUCUCUACUCUCUCUACCACACUAUCUUUCUGGUGGGUUAAACAUUAUCAUUUUCAGAUUCAACUCAAGAAAAUUGAUUUCGAGCCAAGACGACGGAUUUUCGAAAAAUGGAAGAUUAGAUAAACAUUCAUAGUAUGAGCAUCAUACUGUCAGAAAUCCUUGUGAAAAGAGCUUUUUUAUUAGAUGUGGACUGAUAAAAUUAAAAACCCCAAAAUAUAAUAAUUUCAGGCCGGAGGAGAGUUUAUGGCUCAAGAGUUUGAUCUUCUACUCCUCGAAUCGACAAUGUACGUUGGAGCGCUAGCCAACAUCUUUGACAGUCCCGCGGAUAUGGUUUCCUGCAACUUCGAUUAGUCCCAAACAACCCUUUUUUAUAGAUCACAUGCUUCUACGUACUCUAUCUCGGGAUCAAGUUGAGACUCCCUCUUGGAAUCAUGAGACUGGAAAGCGAGAACCUUGAUUGGUGGAACUUGAUAGGUUUUCGAAAAGGAUUAUAAUGUCUUUUUCAAAAUUAAUUUUAGCUUUACCUCGCCUUUAUGAACGCCAGAUUCUGCCUACUCCUUUUAGCUACUACUUCAGCCACGUACCUGAGAUCUUCAACAAGGUAAGAAUCGAAAAAGGAAUAGCGGACCAAAAUAACUAUUCAGGCCGCUUGCUGGGCCUCUUUCUACACGGAUGUCUUCACAACGCCAUUGUACCUUCUCCCCUGCGAAACGUUGCAAGUGUUCUUCUUCAUGACCCAGGUUUUCUUGAUCGUAUAAGGUGUGAAAUAAAAACUGAGAUGCAGGUCACCGCGAUCAUCUACAUGACUUUUUCUGGCAACUACGGAUUCUACUACAUGAACUUCGUCGUUCUGCUACUACCUCUUCUGCAGGGAAUCUCCAGCUCAGGAAGCGGCGAAGUGAAGCUAUCAGCUCUUUUGUAUUUGUUCUGCGUCGUCACCGCCGUCCUGUACUUCCAAGUCGACAUCGAUUUCACGACCUUAACUAUUCACAGUUAUGGUGAGAGUUUUUCCCUUCAUUCAGUACAAAUAACUUUGAGUUCAGAUCCCUCUCCUGAAUCCCUUUACGAUAGGAUCAGUCUACUAUCCAGUCAGACAGCUUUCGUCUGUUUCGUAAACAUGCUGGUUAAUGCUGGAACCGUUGUAUACAAGUUUUCGAAUUUUCCCAGCAAGGUUACUCAUUUAUUGUUUAAGAAUGGUCCGUUCGGAGGAUGGAGCUUUACGUCGACGUACGGUUAUGAGCAUCAUGGUGGCUGCUUUAUUUGGAGCAACCGUUUUCCGAAUCGGAUUUGUAAGUGGGACUCAUCGAAACUUGAAAAAACCCCGAUUUCAGGUGCCAAGCAGAGUUCAAUCAGAGCUCGAUAGAUAUCAUCCCAAAAUGCGGCAGAUCCACGACAACGUCAUGUAUUUGUACAACUCGAGUAACGCGUAUGGUGUCAAUGAAACGUUCGUUAUUAGUUAGUAGAUUCAAGUUUAAUGGAAUUUUUACAGAAUCAACAUGCGAGGUCGCCCGGAAGUCAUCAUUGAAGGGGCAAACAUGAUGGGUGGGUCAUGGGAAGAACUGCAUUUCUUCGCCAAACCUGGAGACGUCUCAGUUGCUCCGCGAUUCCUGAGUUAUUUUCUGAGAUUGAACUUUAAUUAAAAUGAUUUUUCAGACCCUAUCUGGCCUCGUCUGGAUGCCCAAAUGUGGUACGCGGCUGUGGGCAACUACAAGCAGAAUCAUUUCUUCCUGUCUUUAGUUUACCAUUUGAUGGAAGGAACUCCGGACGGUAAACUUUUUCCGAAGACAAGAGAGAAAGAAGAUUUUUCAGUGCUGGCGUUGAUGGGACAUUAUCCAUUCGGUGCCAACAAAACCAUGAACUUCGUCAGAGCCAAGCUCUACACUUACCGCUUCUCGAAGCCUACCGAGGAAGUGUGAGUAACACGGGUCGUUUUAUCUUGAAGAAAAAUUCCAUCAACUCUAAGGAACAAAUUUUUGUUUUUUUUAAUGAAAAAUUGAGAAGGAAAACUCAUAUAACGUUGUCAAAUAUCAAAAUUAAGAUGUACAAAUGAGGCUGAGCAGAUCCGAGUUUUUAAUCUUCUCAUGCCGUAAAAAAUCUUCAAAUUUCAAAGUCAUCCCUAAUUUUUUUGUUUCAGUGACUGGUGGACAAGAACCUACAAACGAGAGUACAUGAAGAUUAUGAACAAGAGUUCCAAAACUCUCGGCGAUUUUUUAAAAAGCAAGAACCUGCUCCUGGAAGAUCCGCACGCAUUCAAAAACGGCGCAUUCGGCAAAUUCCUGCAACGUCUUCACAAGACUGUCGUCUGGUUCGGACACCAAGAAUUCGUGAUUUUGAUGUUGACGAGCGUCGUCUUGUUCCACAACUCUUGGCGACUCAUGCUCUUCCGCGGACUUCUGAUCGGUUAAAGUAACUCGUUUCUUCCACCUUGCCGAUCUCUUCAAUGCUUUAUUUUUCCAUUUUUCCAUUUUAUUAUUUUGUUUCACCAAGUGCUUUUUUGUUAUUGUGCUCUGCCAUUUGUUGUCGGCUUAUUUAUUAUUUGCUAUUGUGUGUUGAUAUUAUUGUUUUAAACAUUGGAAUAAACGGUUUGUGCCAAAAUUGGUUAUUUUGUUAAUCGUGGUGAUGAUCCCAACGCUCAUAUUUUGUGGUUUUUUGUUAAUAACAGUUAUUCUGAUAAAAAAAAACUUGAGCUUAGAAAAAUGGAGCAAGACAAAACGAAACGAAUUGGUAGAUGGUAUUUUGGAGGAGUCGCCGGUGCCAUGGCCGCCUGCUGCACUCACCCGCUAGAUCUCCUAAAGGCAAAUUUUCCUUAUCAAAAAAGUAUAAAAUUCUCACGUUUUAAGAUUAGGAAAUCUUUCAAAAUGAUAGUUUAGUGAAUUGAAUGGAACAAGAAUAAAAGCUAAAUAUCAAUUUUUUUUUUAGGUAAAUAGUGGAAUCAAAGUGUACAGAGCUUCUCAUAAAAUUGAACAAAAAUGCAAAAGUAGAUUCAUCAUAAAACGUUAGAACGAGAGAUACGGAAUGAUGAAAAAUCGAUAAUUUCCACUAAAAAAAAUUGCCAAAUAACUUAGCUUUCAGGUUGAAAAAAGUUGAAAAAGUGUAAAUUAAAUAUUUAUUCUAGAGUAAUAAAUAAUCUCGGACACUUGAGGCAUUUCUAGUGAUUACUUCACAAGCUUCAGCCUGCUUAAAUGAUCUCAAAAAAUGCUUAGAGACUCUCAAAGCACGUCCGGUUGCUUUUACCGAUUUCCGAAAUAAAGUUUUUUUUUCUACUACCGCGACCUUGUUCAAUUUUUUUUUUGAAAAUGAGAAAUUCCUUUAAGAAACGAUAAAAGUUAAUAAUUAAAGACCUUUGGAAGGUCAAUCAGAAUACAAAAAAAAAACUCAGAAUUCUGAUGGUUUCUAUCAGAACUGUAACCUCUCUCAUUAGAAGUAGCUGAAAUUUUUCCUUAUAUCAGAGAUGUAACCUCAAAACAAGCGGACAUUUUUUUUGUUACAAAUAAAUUGAACAUGACUGUUAAGGAUUAAAAAUUUCUCUACAGGUUCAACUGCAAACCCAACAAGCCGAGAAACUCUCAGUAGGGCAGCUGACCCUCAGGAUCUACAAGAACAACGGCAUUCUAGCCUUUUACAAUGGGCUCUCAGCUUCAGUUUUACGACAGUUAACCUAUUCGACAACCCGUUUCGGGAUCUACGAGACUGUGAAAAAGCAGUUCCCGCAAGGCUCGAUUGUACAAAGUUAUUAUUGACGGAUAAGAAGUUCAGAGAAAGCAAUGCCUUUUUAUCAAAAGGCUCUUCUUGCUGGUUUUGCCGGAGCUGCAGGAGGUUUGGUCGGUACUCCCGCGGAUUUGGUUAACGUCCGUAUGCAGAAUGACAGCAAGGUUUUUUUAUAAUUUCUUUUGAUUUUUUUAAUAAAGCAAGGAUAUUGGUUUUUGCAAAAGCAUUAUUUCAAAUUCUGAAAAUCAAUAACCUUCACUGUAAAGCUUGCUAUUCCUUACGAUGAAAAUACUAUUAAAAUUUUUUAGUUCCAUCAGAUUUUCAGUAAUUUUACCCGCAAUCUAAAAAAGCCUGUCACGCUUAAAGUAAAAAAACGGUCUGAGGAAAUUUUUUUCAGCUGUUUCAUUUUUUUCAAGCUACAUUUUUUUCAAACUUGCAAACUUUAGUGGCCCCUAUAGGGGUUAUAGGAAUUAGUGAAGUAGUCCCUAUAGGAAACCCUACAAGGGCUCCCAAAGUUGCCUCUAUAGGUACCACUCUGGAGUUCCUAAAUUAACAAAAAAAUCCAGAAUUAUUUGUUAUACUCUCAUUAAGGCUUUUUUAUGGUUUCUGAGCCACUUCUUAUUAAAAAAAACCAAGACAGAAAAAUUCUACAGCUGCCAGCAGCUCAAAGAAGAAACUACAAACACGCCUUGGACGGCUUGUUGAGAAUAACCCGCGAGGAAGGACUGAUGAAAAUGUUCAACGGUAAUCGCGAAACUCGAAAUUUCCUAAUUUUCAAUCAUUUUCUCAAGGAGCGACGAUGGCUACAAGCCGCGCUGUGUUGAUGACAAUCGGUCAACUUUCUUUUUAUGAUCAAAUCAAGCAAAUGCUUAUUGAGAGUGGAUUGGCGAAGGAUAACCUGCAAACUCACUUCUUCAGCAGCUUCUGCGCAGUGAGUUUUUUUUUUCAUGGAAUAAACUCAGAUUGCAAUUUCAUUGUUGAUAAAAGUAGAAGAGUGCUUUUUAAAUGAUUUUUUUUGCUUUUUUUCAUUUAUAAAAUCGUAUUUAGUGAAAGAGCUUUUAAAUAGUUUAUUUGCUCUUUUUUUAAAUUCUUAAAAAAAUGCUGGAAUGAAAAAUUCAUGAAACAAUAACUGCAAAUCGUAGAAGAGCUUCUCAAAAAAAUCUGUCAAAAAAUUGAAACCUAUGAAUUUUUUUCCUUUACUUCAGAAAAAAGACAACACCAAAAAUAAGGAAUAAUUGUAUCGUUUAUUGAAAUUAUGUUCAUUAAAAUUAGAGCUUCAUGGAUAUUUUUUCAGGCAAGUGUGGCAACAAUGAUGACCCAGCCCCUCGAUGUGAUGAAGACAAGAAUGAUGAACGCAGCCCCCGGAGAGUUCAAGGUUUUUUUGCUUCCAAAACUUCCAAACUUGAAAAUCAUCGUUUUUCAGGGUAUCGGCGACUGUUUCCUGUACACUGCAAAACUGGGUCCGAUGGGCUUUUUCAAGGGAUUCAUCCCCGCUUGGGUGCGACUCGCUCCUCACACCAUCCUCACUUUCAUCUUCUUCGAGCAGCUCCGCAUGAACUUUGGCUACUUCAAAUCUGAUUGAACGAAGUGAAAAUAGAGAAUCUCUUGCCAUGGUUGUUAUUAGAUAGUCUUAAUUUCUGUGUUGAGUAUUAUUUCUGUAUUAAAGAUAUGUUUAUGAAAUAAACGCAUUUACUGUAAAAAUACUGAUUGAAUAGCUACAAAAAUUUAUUUGCAUCGUCAUGAGAAAAAAAUCGGCAAUAAAGGGAACUUCUGAAAAAUUUGGUAGAAAUUGAAAGUUUUUUUGAAACGAUGUCGUUUGAAUCUAGUUCAUUUUCAAGGAUUUUUUUAAUCUAAUCAAGUUUUUAGAAACUGUGUAAAAAAAGCGAAGUUGGCGCAGUUCAAAUUAAAAAAAUUUACGUUUUCAGAUCUAGGUAUUUAAAAAGACUUUUUUUGAACUUUCUACUUUAUUUUUUUAUUAGAAAGCGAGAGAAAAAAAGAAAAAAAGACAGCUUUUCCAUGAAAUCUUAUUAUUAAAAAAACAUUUCCGUUGCAUGGAAAGUUAAAAAAAUUAAAAACGUACCUCAAAAAAACUUUCUGUUUUCACUUAAGUGAACUUCUAGAGCAGUUGCGCCCCAGCGCACACUCAAGCACCUCAUUAUAACGCCUCAUAGAUUUUCACUUACUUUACCUCUUUUUUUCAAAUUCUCCUUUUCCGUAACUGUUUAAUUUAAAUUAAAAUUUGUUUUGGUAAAAAUUAAUAAAAUAAGAGGUUUUAAAUAAUUUUUUUUGUCUUUUAUCGUCGAUACGAAUGGCUAAUUUAUGAUAUUUCAGUAGAAAUGGUGGACAAAAGUGUCCAACCGCCUGUGGAAAAAGAAAAGGCGUAUUUCUGUGAGUUUUUCCAAUGUUUUCAAAUUUGAAAUCACAUUUCCAAGACUCUCGCUGAGGCGCGCGGGUACCACAAUUUGAAACCAGAAGUUGCGGCGGCGGUUCAAGAAAUGGUAAAUUAACUAUAUCUAUAAAUUACUAAAUAUCAAUAUUUUCAGACAAGGAAGUUUAUGCUGAAUAUUGCAAACUUUGCAAAUAAUUGGGCACAACAUUGUCAUCGGAAAAAAGUCAUUCAAGAAGACGUUCAAGCGGCUUUGCGGGAGUUCAAACAUAUUUUGCCGGUAUGUUUUUUUGUGUUUUUUUAAAUUUAAGGUUGAAAAAUGUGUAAAAACUUUUUUCAUAUGCCCAAAUGCUUGAAUAAUUUUUUUACAUAAGCAUAUGUAUACAAAGCUUGCAAAUAAUAAUGCUGACAGGAGAAGUUAUUUUAUUUUGCGGUAGGAAAUUUUCGAAAUUUUGCCAGAACAUUUUUUGGUGUACCACAAGAUCCUGGAAGUCUCAACUUGCACAGCUUCCUAGUUUUCCAGAAAUAAGAGCCAGAACUCUCAAAACAGCCUUUUUUAUAAGUUUUGAGGGUCUUCUGUAAAUUUGAGGCGACUUUUCCCAAAACCAAAGAAGGUGAACAGGUUGGGGCUUUUAAAAUAUUUUUCUGGUACGUCAAAGAGCAUUCUGGCCAAUUUUUGAGAACAGCAAAGUAAAAUGACCUUCCUUGUAAGGUACCGAACCAAACGCAUUUUUGAGUUGCAUUCAUUUUACAAAUCUUCACAAAUCCGCUUUUCAGCCCCUCUUCUUCACGAAGCGAUUUACUAAUUUUCAACCUGCAAAAGGUUAUGGCCCUGGUGUUUAUACACAUGUCAAUCGCGAAAUCGACGUUUCGGAGCUCUGUCAUCAGCCGACUCAGAAAAUCCCUAUACAACUUCGUAUUAAGAGUAGUUCUGAUAAGCACAGAUUUUUAAUUAGUUCAAAUUUUAGGUUAUUUUUUGGUGAUCAACGGCAAAAUUGUUCCAUCGCCUUACAAUAUCGCGCCCGCUCCAGAAGUUGAAGCUCCAGUCGAAGAAGAAAAACCGGAAGAGGAGAGGUAAUAUUGGUUUUCUGAUUUUUUUUGAAACUUGUUUUUGCCAUAUUCUUUUCUGUUUCACAUCAUAAAAAUAUGGAGGUGCUUGAGUAUAGCUUCACGGCUAGCUUGAGUCAUUGAAAUAAGGGUUCUGACUCGAUAAUGCACGAGAUAGUUCUUGGCUCGUGGACUGGCCACGCCCCUUACUAAAGCUAGCCUUGAAAAAGCUAUAUAUUUUGACCUGAAAUCUCUUAUCACAUUUAAUCCUUCAAAGAACUUUUAAUGUCACUUCUCAAUAUUUUCAGCGAAGAACCAGCGGAACGACAACGCCCUCAUAUCUACACCAUGUCGGCCAAAGAAUUGUUUUCUGACUGUGUAAAAGUUGGACAGACGGAGCAGACUGUCGAAGUGCGGCCGACGAUCCCAGAAUCGCUAAGCGUGGUUAGUUGAACCCUUGAUGUAAUUUUCAAAAGGCAGUGUUUUAGGAGCAACAAGUCUUCCUAAAGGAUAUUAUAACGACUUGUAUGGGUCAGAAUGACAAUAAAAGACAAGAAGCUCUGCACGCUCUAGAGACUGACGCUGGUCUUCAGGUAAAAACGCUUUGAAUUCCUAUGAAGUUUCAAUUUUUUCAGGCUCUGCUGCCACCUUUAUCCAGGGUGGUCUUCAAUGCCGUAAGUUUUUUUCCAGUUUUUUUUAUCGCAAUAGAAAAAAAAAACUUGCAACUUAUUUCCAAUUUUCCUGAAACUUUCUGAAGCUGCGUUUUUUUCUGCAAACUGAAACUUCGUCAAAAGUGUCAAAAAUAACAGUCAUCACAACUCCAGAAAGGUUCAAUUUUCAUGAAAAAAAAAAUAAGAUCAAAGGGGCGCUUUUUUGUAUGUGUGAAAAAACAUCUGAACAUUUUUAGAACUUUUUUUUUGCUGAAUUUUGUUUUUCGGUAAGUUUUUUCCACAAUUUGAAAAGCCAUGAAACGACAUGUAACAUUUAAGCCUUAAGCCAAGACCUUCUGUAAGAACUUGAUUAAUUUUUGGAAAGUCUUACGCGUAAUUAAAAAAAUAGAGAAAAACCUAGUUAUUACAUAAAAAUUAUGAAAUAUUCGAAAGAAAUCUUUUUUUGAGGCCAUAUUUCAAUUCUAUGGAAAGACUGCCUGAAAAGAACGUUUUCAGAUUAUGGCCAAUAUUGUUCAAAGAUGCCUUUCUCUGACUAUUUACGCAGUUCGCAUGCUUAAGGCCAUAAGUCUCAACAAAACAGUUGAUUUGAGGACCAUGGUCAGUUUUUUCCUCUUUUCCUUUAAUUCUUCAGAAGUUUUUCAGUAUCAUGAAAUUAUUCCGGCUUUGAUGAGCUGCAUGUUGGGCAAAAAUUUAUGUUUGCGUCCAGAAACGGACAACCAUUGGGCCUUGAGGGAUUACGCCUCGAGAACUCUCAUAUCUAUCCUCAAGUUUUUGCCCAGUAAAAUAUCUAUUACAAAAUAUGUUUCAGAGAUCAAACUAAAGAACAUGGAGACAACUCGAGGCCGAGAAUUUUCAAGUAUGCCUACAACGUUUUCAGAGCGGAAUCUUCAACCGCUCCAAUGGUUUAUGGAGCUGUGGCCGUUCUUUCGGAAUAUGUUCAACCUGUAGAGGUUUGAGAACAUUUUAAGCAGUUUCAUGUACGGUCGAAAAGCGCAGUUUUGAUGUAGAGCCUCAUAUCAAAUGAAAGCGAAAAAUUAGAAAAAAAUGAAAUUUUCCCCAUUUGAAAGGCGAGGUAGGUGGAGAAAAAAGCGGGACAUGAUACUUGGCACAAGUUCAAUUAUCGCUUUUUAAAAUUAUUUUUGCUGCAAAAAUAAUAGAAUGGAUACAAAAAAAAGCGGUGACCAAACUUUUUCUAUAAUCGGUGGAAUUCAUGCCGAGAACCGCGUACGCGCACGCUACGCGUCCCGGGCACUUCUCCGCCUCUCUCGCCAAAUGCAAUUUUCUUUUCACUUUCAAUAUUUCAGGUACCAGCGUUGAUAACUUGCUUCAACGAGAUGAUUAUCAAACAUAAAGCGAUAAUGACGGAGAACCGGGAAGGCCCCGAGUUUAACGAUUUGGCCGUUUCUGAGUCCUCGAGGCUAAUUGCCAUUCUCGCGGUGAGAAAAUCCGCUAUUUGUCCAAUUAUUGAGGUGAUAUCUCAGAAGCACGAGAGUUUCCUGCGUGAGAAAGACAGCGACGAACGUUCCAUAGGAAGUCAAUACAAAUACGAAAUGGAUUAA
Caenorhabditis auriculariae is the source of this 10223-nucleotide messenger RNA. NCBI's taxonomy places the organism in Eukaryota, Metazoa, Nematoda, Chromadorea, Rhabditida, Rhabditidae. The record is from the annotation of a GenBank genome assembly.